AUGGCGCAUUUCUAUCCAGUUGGGAAGCCUGGCACUAAAUGGGAGGUGCCGGAAAGAGAGGAGUGGCUGGCAAGACAGAACGUAAAACGGUCCUACCACGAGGAGGUGGUCUCAAAGAUCAAGAAGCUUGAGGGCGAUUUUGAGGUUGUUCAAUACGGUGCCCUCUCCUAUGACACAGAGAAAUACCCCCUUUUUGCAAUCAAGACGCAUGGCUUUGGUACGACCGGCAAGCCCGUUGUUCUGAUCACCGGCGGCGUUCACGGAUAUGAGACCAGUGGAGUGCAAGGGGCUCUCCGGUUUCUUGAAUCCCGGGCCAAAGACUACGCAGGUGACUUCGAUAUCUUGGUGGCCCCAUGCGUGAGUCCGUGGGGGUAUGAGACCAUCAACCGCUGGAACCCCAAAGCAGUGGACCCAAACCGAUCGUUCAAGCAGGAAUCGGAGUCUGAAGAGGCAACCGCCGUCAUGAAGCUGGUAUCAAGUGUAAAGUCGCCAGUGCUAAUGCACAUAGAUCUCCAUGAAACCACAGAUACGGACGAGAGUGAGUUUCGCCCUGCGAAAGCCUCCCGCGAUGGCACAGAGUACGUUCCCGACGGGAUACCUGACGGUUUCUACACUGCGGCUCAGUGCAAACUGAUAUGA
This is a messenger RNA of Symbiodinium sp. CCMP2456, 639 nucleotides long. The record is from the annotation of a GenBank genome assembly. NCBI's taxonomy places the organism in Eukaryota, Dinophyceae, Suessiales, Symbiodiniaceae.